Balaenoptera ricei (Rice's whale) is the source of this 4035-nucleotide messenger RNA. It is a transcript of the gene ZNF711, whose product is annotated as zinc finger protein 711. NCBI's taxonomy places the organism in Eukaryota, Metazoa, Chordata, Mammalia, Artiodactyla, Balaenopteridae. Bases 308 to 2749 code for a protein of 813 amino acids. The transcript is spliced from 9 exons. Gene Ontology annotation, cellular component: chromosome; nucleus. The record is from RefSeq and is a predicted model, not a curated record. Gene Ontology annotation, molecular function: metal ion binding; DNA-binding transcription factor activity, RNA polymerase II-specific; RNA polymerase II transcription regulatory region sequence-specific DNA binding. Gene Ontology annotation, biological process: regulation of transcription by RNA polymerase II.
UGAUCUUAUCUCCACUAUAUUUAGGAAGCAGUCAUGUUUCAUGAGUCCUCAAAACUGUGAGACAAGAGAAUGUAGUAGAAUAAGGCCAGACGUCCUUACUGGCUCAAAGAACUCCAGGGAAACUGGGAUAGAACAUUUUACAUUAUAAGUAGAACCCCGGGAGCCAGAGGUGAAACACACGUUUAUCUGCAGAACUACGCUGCAGAGCUGAGCUGGGUCUGGAAGAAAUGGAUGAGAGCCACUGGAUGAAAUUCACUAAUACUAGACACCUGAGUCCUCUAAGAUUUGUGAAUGAACUUUGCUAAGUAUGGAUUCAGGUGGUGGAAGUCUUGGAUUGCACACAUCAGACUCUAGAAUGGCACAUACCAUGAUUAUGCAGGAUUUUGUGGCUGGAAUGGCUGGUACUGCACAUAUCGAUGGAGACCAUAUUGUUGUUUCAGUUCCUGAGGCUGUAUUAGUUUCUGAUGUUGUCACAGAUGAUGGGAUAACUCUUGAUCAUGGCCUCGCAGCUGAAGUUGUCCAUGGGCCUGAUAUCAUCACCGAGACUGAUGUAGUAACAGAAGGUGUAAUUGUUCCUGAAGCCGUACUUGAGGCUGAUGUUGCUAUUGAAGAAGAUUUAGAGGAAGAUGAUGGUGAUCACAUCUUGACGUCUGAGCUAAUUACGGAAACUGUUAGAGUACCUGAGCAGGUUUUUGUGGCUGACCUUGUCACUGGUCCUGAUGGACACUUAGAACAUGUGGUCCAAGAUUGUGUUUCAGGAGUUGACUCUCCCACAAUGGUAUCAGAGGAGGUUCUUGUAACUAAUUCAGAUACAGAAACUGUGAUUCAAGCAGCUGGCGGUGUUCCUGGUUCUACAGUUACUAUUAAAACUGAAGAUGAUGAUGAUGAUGAUGAUGAUGAUGAUGAUGAUGUCAAGAGCACUUCUGAAGACUACUUAAUGAUAUCUUUGGAUGAUGUUGGGGAAAAAUUAGAGCAUAUGGGGAACACACCAUUAAAAAUCAGCAGUGAUGGUUCACAAGAAGAUGUUAAAGAAGAUGGAUUUGGUUCAGAAGUAAUAAAAGUGUAUAUAUUUAAAGCUGAGGCUGAAGAUGACGUUGAAAUAGGUGGAACGGAAAUUGUCACAGAGAGUGAGUACACCAAUGGGCAUUCUGUAGCUGGAGUGCUUGACCAGAGCCGAAUGCAGCGGGAGAAGAUGGUUUACAUGGCAGUUAAAGAUUCUUCUCAAGAAGAAGAUGAUAUCAGUUGCGCUGAAAUAGCAGAUGAAGUUUACAUGGAAGUCAUUGUAGGGGAAGAGGAAGGAACUUCUCUCCCUGAGACUCAGCUUGAGGACUCUGAUGUUAAUAAAACAAUUGUCCCUGUUGUCUGGGCUGCGACAUAUGGAGAUGAAAGAAGAGUUUCUCGAAGGUAUGAAGAUUGUCAGUCAUCAGGAAAUACUUUGGACUCAACAUUAGAAAACAGAAGUAGUACAGCAGCACAAUACCUUCAAAUUUGUGAUAGCAUUAAUACAAACAAAGUACUUAAACAAAAAACUAAGAAGAGGAGAAGGGGAGAAACGAGGCAGUGGCAAACAGCUGUUAUAAUAGGCCCUGAUGGACAGCCCCUGACAGUAUACCCUUGCCAUAUUUGCACAAAAAAGUUUAAAUCCAGGGGAUUCUUGAAAAGACACAUGAAGAAUCAUCCUGAUCAUUUGAUGAGAAAAAAAUAUCAGUGUACAGAUUGUGACUUUACAACUAACAAGAAAGUGAGUUUCCAUAACCACUUAGAAAGCCAUAAGCUUAUAAACAAAGUUGACAAAACCCAUGAAUUUACGGAAUACACACGAAGAUACAGAGAGGCUAGUCCAUUGAGUUCAAAUAAACUUAUAUUAAGAGACAAGGAGCCGAAGAUGCACAAGUGCAAAUACUGCGACUAUGAAACUGCAGAACAAGGACUGUUAAACCGACAUUUACUGGCUGUUCACAGCAAGAAUUUUCCUCAUGUUUGUGUUGAGUGUGGGAAGGGCUUUCGACAUCCUUCUGAACUCAAGAAGCAUAUGAGAACCCAUACUGGUGAGAAGCCAUAUCAAUGUCAGUAUUGUGUCUUCAGGUGUGCAGAUCAAUCAAAUUUGAAAACUCACAUUAAGUCUAAGCAUGGUAACAAUUUGCCAUAUAAAUGUGAGCAUUGUCCCCAAGCAUUUGGUGAUGAGAGGGAACUUCAACGCCAUCUGGAUUUGUUUCAAGGACAUAAGACACACCAGUGUCCUCAUUGUGACCAUAAGAGCACCAACUCAAGUGACCUUAAGCGGCACAUCAUAUCUGUCCACACUAAGGAUUUUCCUCACAAAUGUGAGGUCUGUGAUAAAGGUUUCCAUCGUCCUUCUGAGCUCAAAAAGCAUAGUGAUAUCCAUAAGGGUAGGAAGAUUCAUCAGUGUAGGCACUGUGACUUUAAAACAUCAGAUCCAUUUAUUCUUAGUGGUCAUAUCCUUUCAGUUCAUACUAAGGAUCAGUCAUUGAAGUGUAAAAGGUGCAAAAGAGGGUUCAGACAACAAAAUGAGCUCAAAAAGCAUAUGAAGACUCACACUGGAAGGAAGAUUUACCAAUGUGAGUAUUGUGAAUACAGCACUACAGAUGCAUCUGGCUUUAAACGACAUGUGAUAUCAAUACAUACAAAAGACUAUCCACACAGGUGUGAAUUCUGCAAGAAGGGAUUCCGAAGACCAUCAGAAAAAAAUCAGCAUAUUAUGAGGCACCACAAGGAGGCUCUUAUGUAAUAAGAUCAAUAUAAAGAAAGAAGCUAUUUAGAAAAUAUGACAUGUUACAUGGGAAGAUAAUUUCAUGAACUGUUUCACCUGGUUACAAAGCUUGAUAUUAAAUCAUAAAUUUACAUUCUUUUUAUUAAAGAUCUUAAGAUAUUUGAAUUGAGAGGGGAUCUCAUAGCCCUUUGAAAUUAGUUAAAGAAUUUAAGGAGCACCAUAGAAUGGUUGCAGAAAACCUUAUUGUCUAUUUAAUAGUAUUAUAAGCAUAAUUCAGCUACAGAGGGGAAGAGCAAAGACAACCACUUUAUUUGGCUGAUCAUACUAGAGACAGAUGUUUCUGAAAAGAUCAUAUCUAAUUGAGGAGUUUAGCAAUGCUUUGCUAUCACAAGCAAGUGUCACUUUUAUGCAGUUUUAGAAAUGAAGUGGGGAAAUAAAAUGCAGUCAUCCAUUAGUCACUUAGUCAUUGAGCCUUUAUAUGGUACCUGGAAAUUGAAUUCCAGAAAUGGCAAAAGUUUUGUGUAUUCAUCAAAAGAAAUUUCACUGGAAAACAGGUUAGAUUAAUUCAAUACUAUUUAAAAGAAUUUCAGAGCUGCUAAGAUUUUAUCACAGGAUAGGAUGUUUAAAAUAUAGCAUUCUGUACUGAAGUCUAAAGAUUAAAGUUCCCCUUUUUCUGAUGUUCAAGUUGAUUGUUGUUCAGUGUGGCAUACAUGACAGAAGUAUAUUUGAGUCAAAUGUGGCUUUCUAAAGUGGAUGCAACAGUAAUGUUGCAAAGUUAGCACUAUAUUUCUUAAUGAUCUAAAGAUUAAAUUGAGAGAACACAGUUUUCUUAAAUAUUAUGUUUAGAGGUUUUUUUAGGACAGUCAUAGCAAGUAUGAUUGUUCUAGUCUUACUUGCUCUAAUGUUUAAAGGUGCAAUUUUACGCCAUUAUUGAAAAUUUUGAUUUUUAAAAUCUAUAUACCAUAUUAUUAACAUGCAUUUUCAAUAUGAGGCAGUAUUUAUGCGGUAUUUAACAAAACACUAUGCUGCCAAUAGAGCUUGGAGGUGGAUAUUCAGUUUACAGUGUAUAAAUUUAAAAUAUGCAUCCCUUUAACAAUGCUUUAUGUUAGCAUGCUGCAAAUCAACAUGGCGCUUAAUAUAAAAAGCAGGUUUAGGGAAACUUAAUGAAAAUCCUGUUCAUAAAUGUAAUGCAUAUGAUGUGUACUUUUAAGUUUUAGUUGCUUCAUGUUUACACUCAGCUGUUAAACAUAAUUAAAAUGUAAUUUUACUUCAUGCUAUAUUGUGGCUUUGUGUUUUAAAUAAUG